Gryllus bimaculatus (two-spotted cricket) is the source of this 714-nucleotide messenger RNA. NCBI's taxonomy places the organism in Eukaryota, Metazoa, Arthropoda, Insecta, Orthoptera, Gryllidae. The record is from the annotation of a GenBank genome assembly.
AUGUCCUCGACAUACCACUCUGGAAGAGCUGAAAAGAGGGCAGGUGCGUCGGUAGGCAGCAGAGAAGGAGCAGAGGACACAGAUGUGGCCGAACUUGCUCCAGCAACUGCAGGAUUAUGCACAGGAGAUGUCAGCAAACCAAGCAGGAAGUCAGCCACCGAGAACAAAUCAAGCAGACAGAGAUUGAAAUAUUCCUGCAAGUUUCCUGGCUGUUAUAGUGGCUACUAUGUGGAUUCCACUGAUAUAUACAGUGAUUUCUCAACUUACAAACAAAAUAGAAAAGCAACAUUAAUCCAUAGUUCUCAUUACAAUACCAGCAUUCAAGGAGUAGAAGGUGAAGAAGGUACUGCAUUACUAGGAGAAGGAGGCGCCAGCUGCCCUGAUGUAGAAGGUGCAGCUGCAGCAGCAGUAUCAAUUGCUGCUAACCUUGCCAAACUACCAGAAAUAAAGAAGCUAGUGGAAGAUAGUGCAAAAGCUCGAGACCUAGCCUACUGCCCUUACAGUAAGUUCAAUGUUGGAGCUGCACUACUCGCUGAAAAUGGCGCAGUGUACACUGGAUGUAAUGUAGAAUGUUCAAGUUAUGGAGGAACUGUGUGUGCAGAACGCACAGCAGCAGUAAAGGCUAUAAGUGAGGGAAUACGUAAAUGUUUUACAAGUAUAUUUGAAGAAAUUUUGGUAGUGUCCACAGAUUAUAUUCAGAAACAAAUGCAGUAA